UUUUAAUGACAACUUAUUAGUUAUCAGACCCAUUAAAAGAUUCAAAUGAAAUACAAACUACUCUUAACUAAUUUGAUAUUACAAGCUUUAUACUCUUAAGUAAUAGCUUAAAUUUAGAAUAAGUAUAUUAUUCUUAAUAAUUAAGUUUGCUCAUCUUACAAGUUUGAUCGAUAUGACUCAAGACAAAUAUGUAAAAAAAGAUUUGAUUACAUUGUGGCAAAAUUCAAUUAUGUAAAUCAAUACUUCACAAUUGAAAUCUACUAAUUAAGAAUAAAAAUCAACAUUUUAAAUCAUUUAGAAUUAAAGUAUGAUGCAUUCAUAAUUGAGCAAAUCAAUAAAUUAUAAUUUAACUUAAUGUUCUUUCUAAUUAUUAGUCAAGAAAUAAAAUGAAAAAUAAAAGAAGCAACUAGAAAAACAAAAUAAUCAAUAAAAAAGCAAUUAUCCAAAAUAACAUCGAUGUUAAUUUGAUGAUAACAAAAGUCUUAAAUAUACUUCUCCAAAGAGAUACAGAAGUAUUUCAAGCUAAUAUUCUCCUGCAAGACUUUAAAAUUAUUUAAAUCAAAAUGAAUCCAAUUUAAAUGUCAAUAAAAAAUGGUUAUAAUCUUCCAUUCACAAAUAAUCACAUAGCCCAUAGUUAAGAGUAUCAGCCUAAUUAGAUGCCUAAUAAAUUAAAUAAAAUUUUAUGGAUAAAAGUAGAUCAACUGCAUCAAGUUCUUUUGCUAAUAAACAUCUCCUUUUAAGUUCAAAAUUUUCAAAUUUUUGA
Messenger RNA from Paramecium sonneborni, 763 nucleotides. The record is from the annotation of a GenBank genome assembly. NCBI's taxonomy places the organism in Eukaryota, Ciliophora, Oligohymenophorea, Peniculida, Parameciidae.